GGGAAACGGAAGAAAACCCUAAACAAAAAACAGUCCAUUUUUUCCUUCUUUAUAUAAACCAAUGUUGCCCAAAAGGCAUUUUCUCCUCAAAGAAAAAAAAAUAAGAUAAAAGAGGAAACAAAAUCUCGAAGAGAAAGAGAGAUAUGGGUGAGGUGGCUUAUAUGGACGAAGGAGACUUAGAAGCAAUCGUGAGAGGCUACUCUGGCUCCGGAGAAAGCUCCGGCGGGUCUUGCCUCCCAUUUGAGACGGCUAGUUUCUACGAACCGGAGAUGGAGACAACUGGUUUAGAUGAACUCGGUGAACUCUACAAACCUUUUUAUCCUUUCUCUACUCAAACUAUCCUCACGAGCUCCAUCUCUGUUCCCGAAGAUUUAAGAAGUUUCCGAGAUGAUAAGAAACAACGAACACAUGGCUGUCUUCUGUCUAACGGAUCAAGAGUUGAUCAAAUCAGAAUCACAGAGUCCAAAUCGAAGAAGAGCAAGAAGAACCAACAGAAGAGAGUUGUUGAGCAAGUGAAAGAAGAGAAUCUGUUGUCGGACGCAUGGGCGUGGCGUAAAUAUGGGCAGAAACCCAUCAAAGGAUCUCCGUACCCAAGGAGUUAUUACCGGUGCAGCAGCUCAAAGGGGUGUUUAGCAAGAAAACAAGUUGAAAGAAAUCCUCAGAACCCGGAAAAGUUCACCAUAACGUAUACGAACGAGCACAAUCAUGAGCUACCAACCCGGAGAAACUCACUAGCUGGUUCAACUCGAGCCAAAUCUUCCCAACCUAAACCGUCCAUAACCAAAAAAUCUGGAAAACUAGUGGUUUCUUCUCCCACAAGUAACCCGGUGAUCACAUCCGCUGAUGAAUCUUCCGUUGCUGUUCAAGACAUGGGGAUUUCAGAAAUGCGUACCUACCAAGCGACCGAAGAAAUAGAAGGCAUGAGUACCAGUUUACCAUCGGAUUUGUUGUCUGGAAUGGGAAAUUUUCCAUGCUUUACUAGUGACUUCGAUGAACUAUUGAAUAGCCAAGAGUUCCUCAAUGGGUACUUAUGGAAUUAUUAGAGAACGUUAGGUGUGUAUGAAUAUAUAGUCAAAUUUAUAUUAUAGUUGCAUUGCGGCCGUUGAGAAAAAUGUAUAAAUGUCUAGUCUCUGUAGGAGAUUAGAGCGCCAUAGUUUUCUUCUUGUUUCCAGCUUAACUUUUGAGUUUAGCCUAAUAAAAUUCGUUUUUCCUU
Molecule: messenger RNA, 1213 nt
Organism: Brassica napus (rape)
Lineage: Eukaryota; Viridiplantae; Streptophyta; Magnoliopsida; Brassicales; Brassicaceae
Product: probable WRKY transcription factor 29
Exons: 3
Coding region: 144-1043 (299 amino acids)
Biological process (GO): regulation of DNA-templated transcription
Cellular component (GO): nucleus
Molecular function (GO): DNA-binding transcription factor activity; transcription cis-regulatory region binding
Source: RefSeq, a predicted model, not a curated record